Messenger RNA from Musca domestica (house fly), 3838 nucleotides. Its product is annotated as NEDD4-binding protein 2. Lineage: Eukaryota; Metazoa; Arthropoda; Insecta; Diptera; Muscidae. Gene Ontology annotation, molecular function: ubiquitin binding. The record is from RefSeq and is a predicted model, not a curated record. The transcript has 5 exons. The coding region runs from base 385 to 3519 and encodes 1044 amino acids.
GCUAUGGAAUCAGCUAAUAAAGCGCCUUCGAAUGUUAAAUCGGCAGAUUUCAACAGAUGUCGUUGUUGACAAAUAAUUGGCAGAUGUGUUUUAAAACGGCGGUUCUAAAUAUUUCUCCGCUCUGUACUUUUUAUAAAUACGUGAAUAUUUGGCUGACUAUCUAUGUUUUUCUUCGUUUUAUAAUCACUUUGACAAUAAUCUACUUAUCGCAAUAUUAACUUAAAUGUCUUUGGAAUUAUGGCAAUGUUCUAGCAUAACUGAAGCAAGUCAAGGUGCAUUCCAUUCUACAAAGUUACCGCCACGAAUCAGAAGAUAGUCAUAUACUACGUCGUAUUAUUACAACAAAACAAUUGCAAAAACAAAGAACAACACAAUAAAGUAGAAAUGUUUGCCAGGGAACAAGAUAGUCCGGAACAGGAAAAAAUUCUUCAGCACUUGAAAGAACUAUUUUGUACGACACCACUUUGGAAGCUACGAAAAGUUUGUAUUACAAAUAAUUGGAACUUGGAUUUGUGUGUAAACCAAAUGACAAGUAACGAAGGCAACCCCCCAACAACAAGUGAUGACGCGAAAACGGAUUCCGCUUUCAAUCCUGAUGACAUAGCUCCAAAGCCACCUCGAACGGAAACCGAACCUUUGUCCGCACAGGCACAGAAAGUUGGCAAUCUCAUUAAGCAAGGAUAUCGUGUUAUGGUGCUGAUGCGUGGACUCCCUGGAGUAGGGAAAACAUAUUCCGCUCGUUCUAUUGUAAAAAAUUAUGUCGACUUACAACCACCAUUUUGUUCUGUUGGGGACUUUAUUUUUAGCACUGACGACUAUUUUUACAACGCCAAAGGUGUCUACAAGUACAAUGUAAAUCUUCUGAAUGAAGCACAUGAAUUCAAUCAAUAUCGAGUUCGAGAGAAAGCAAUGAGCGGGUUCAGUCCAAUUUUUGUGGACAAUACAAAUAUGAAAGCCUGGGAGAUGUUGCCUUACGUAAAAUGUGCUAUAGAAAAUGGAUAUCUAAUUGAAAUAAUUGAACCAAAGCCCUCGUGGAGAAAAUCGCCAAAUGUGUUAGCCCGACGUAAUUUGCAUGGAGUUCCUGCGGACAAAAUUCGACAUAUGAUAGAUAAAUAUGAAAAAACAAGUGUUCCUGAAUUGUUGAAGAUGUUUAAAACAACAAAGUAUACUGUUAGUUUGCCACAAUUUCGCAGUAUACCACCAAUAGCCAACGUGGUUUCACCAAAUGCCGAUGAAAAAGACAAAACCGUUGUUGGACAGGAAAGUCAAACAAUGGAACUGCCACACUCUAAAGACACAGACAAAUCUAACUGGACCCCGUAUGACACAAACGCGCCGAAAGAUCAGCGUAAGAAGUUUAAGUCAAGUGCUUCGCCCCCAAAACAGAAGCAAAAACUCGAUGAGGAAUUAAAACCAAAUUCUCAACAAACAUCUUCGCAAAUUCCGAUAAAGUCCGCUUCUGAGCGAGAUGUAUAUAGUUUGCUCGAACAAAAGUUGUCCAAUGCUUGGAAGCCAUACGAAGCCGAGUCGAUAGACUUUUGGGGCCCGGAUCUGCAGUCGGUACAAGUAACUCCCUCAUUUGAUAAAAAUAAGAUUAAUGUAAGCGCUGAUAGGGGCAAGUCAUUAAUUGAUCUUUUGCGAGACCACGAUACAGAUAAGGAUACUAUGGCCUUGAACAUAAAGAACAAUGAAGAAAUUACUUCUUCCUCGUCUUUCACCCGCCAUAGUAUUGAUUGUCCCAAUGAGAAUGCUUCAUUUAUCACACUAAGACAAAUAUAUCCCAAUAAGGAAAUCGGUGGUCUGUGGGAUCUCUUUGUGAAAUGUAACGGGGACAUUGACUGGGCAGUGGAUAUUUUGUUGAAAGAAGAUGAGUUGUCCAAACUCCGAGGAGACACAGAGCUACAAGAUAAUGAUAACGAUUUUGACGAGUUUGUGUGCUCAUGCAAACUUACCCCGAAUGAACCUCAAGUACGGGCUGAGUUGGAAUAUCCUGUAUCACACAAUGAAUUACAUGUGGGUGCUAAUGAAACCAAUGUGGACAGCAAAGAGACAAAACCUUCUCAAAGACCACAACGUCAGAGGUUCGCUCGUCCAAGACUAGCAUACGAUCGCAAUCUAUUAGAAGUGAAAGAAAAUAUCGAAAACUGUUUUGUUCUAGGAGAUAGUCACUACUCCAAACAUGUAUUGAAGAUAAGAAAUUCUAGAAAUGGGUUAACAUCCGGAGAUGGUACUUCUAUAGCCACAACCCAAGAGUGUGAAGACAAAGGUGAAAAUAUAGAUGAGUCUUCCAAUAAAGAAAAUGACGACGAUGUUGAUGAAGACAUUGGCAAUGAAAGUAACGAAAAUGAGGCUAUGCUGGAAAUGUCCCUCGGUGAACAUUUAGUUCAGCAACUACUCGAUAAUUUCCGCAAUGAGUCUUCUUUUGAAGAACAAGUUCCAUCCACACUACCACUCAAUUUAAAGGUAUUUAUGCCACGUUCUCUGGCCAAGCAGUUGUACAUGUUAUGGAUAGAGUCAGCAUAUAAUCAUUUGGAAGAGGAGCGCCAGCAAAUGAUGCGAGAAGAUGAAGACUUUGCACGUCUUCUUAAGCACCCAAAAUAUUCCGAAUAUAAACAAUCACCAAGUAAUUUACGUGAAAUGUUAGACAUUGAAUAUGCUUGGAAUCUGUACAAGAGAGAUAAAGAAGGCAUCGAUAUGCAAAGAAGUGAAAUGGAAAAACUUUCACAACCUACGGACCUGGCCGCACAUCUCACUCAGAUGAAACUCUGCGAAACGUUCCCAGACAUUCCACGCGAAACACUGCUCGAUAUUCUAUCCUCGACAGACAACAAUUACAAAGAGACAGUAUCAAUUUUACAAAGCACCAUGCACGACGCAGAGACAAUGGACACCCAUCUGGAGGACGUCCAAAACUCUAAUGAAUAUCAAAAGCAAAGUCGGACUUCGAAUGUCAACGUUUGGGAUGACGAAAAUAAUACUAGAGAUCCUUCCUUUUCGCCAGAAGCAGCGAAACGGCUAGCGCUGAAGGAAUUCGAAGAAGCUCGCAACCUUGCAGCGCACCACUGUCAAUUGAGGGCCGAAUGCUACCAAAAGGCCAAGGAAGCUAUACAAGCAGGCAAUGGUGGUGCAGGUCUUUACUAUUCUCAAAUAGCUAAUUUGCAUAAACAGAAAAUAGAUAUGUACAACCAUCGAGCCGCAAACUGUAUAAUGAACGUCCACAAAUAUACCCAAAAUAACCCCGACCAUUUAGAUCUUCACUAUUUUCACCUCUUAGAAGCGAUGGCAUGCUUAGACCUGUUUCUAGAUCGUCAUAUCACAUCUUUACGUUUGGCUUCAAGAAAUUAUAAAUUUGUUUUUAUAAUAACUGGUCGUGGAAAACACAGUGCCGGAGGCGUUUCCGUCAUCAAGAGCAAGGUAAAGGCAAGACUUGAGGAGCGUUGUCUGAAAUGGAGCGAAGUAAAUCCUGGUUUAUUGAAAGUGAAAGUAUUUUCCGGUUCACGCCAUUCGCAGAAUUUCUGACUGAAGCAGGUAAAUACAUCUACUGUUACUUAGUUCCAGCUAUCGUGAUCGCCUUCCUGUCUAUAUUACCUGAAUAUUCACUUAUUAAGAAUAGAUUACAGCAGUAGUCGAAAAAAUUACAAAGCUAUGCUACAACAAGACGGAGGAUGUACAAAGGCACCACAUGCAAUGUCUACCUGUUUUUGUACUAGGAAUUCUGCGUUUUUAAUUUUUAUGAUUUUUAAAACUACCAUGCAAUCGUACAACUGUUGUAAAUAGAUAGUACUUAUUUAUGUACAUACGAUUUUUUUACCAAUAAAAUAUAAAUAUAUAGUUUUUA